AUGGAGCGUCUUGGGGCUCACGACGUGGCGCAGCUCCUAAGGAAGAAAAUAAAAACUCUUGGCUCCGGGACUUACGGUAGAGUAGUCCUGGUUAACUGGCACGGAGAGCAGGCCGCACUUAAAGUGGCCAACCAUGCAUCGGCCGCUAAGAGCUUCAAGCGGGAAGCCAGCGUCUUGUCAGAGCUGAAAGGGGCUGGAGGCGCGCCCCUCCUACUGGCGGUGUCUCACGAUCGCCCAGCUCUCCUCACCACUUAUAAAGGGGACACGAACGUGGAUAAGAUUUUAUGCCACCCGCAAUACGACGUAGUGCAGAUUGGGUUUAAAAUUGGCCUAAAAUUAUUACAUGUCCACACAAAAGGGUAUGUUCAUAACGACAUAAAAUCUAACAAUAUAAUGAUUGAAGGCUCACCCGACCACCCAAAAAUUAGUGUGAUCGACUUCGGCCUCUCCUGUAAGAGUGGUGAAGUGGUCCUUACAAAAGGUGACCCCGAGGACUACCCGCUCUACGCCCCCGAACUCUUGGCUGGUGAACCCAGCACCUUCUCCUCAGACGUGUUCCAAUACGGCCGUCUGAUGCAGGAGAUCCUAGUGGUAACAGGUACCAAAGAUCCGGUACUAGUGAACCUGUUCCAAGAGGCGACAUUGUCCAACCAAGAGUGGCGGCCAUCCCUGCCCAACCUGCUCCGCCGCCUACAGGACCACAUCAGAGACGACACCACCACGGACUCCACCUUCCACCGAGACCGCAAGAGGAUUGAGCGGUAUGAGGCAAAGUGCGCCAAGUGGGGGACAGACAGAGACGGACUGAGGAUGCCUAAGGAGCAGGUUAUGAGGGACAAGGCGCGGACGGAGGACUAUUUGUUCCGUAUAAGGGAAUACCAUGGGAUCCUCGUCCUCAUUACCACCUCAGAUGAAAGCAUUACCAUCUCAGAUGAAAGCAUUACCAUCUCAGAUGAAAGCAUUACCGUCUCAGAUGAAAGCAUUACCAUCUCAGAUGAAAGCAUUACCAUCUCAGAUGAAAGCAUUACCAUCUCAGAUGAAUGCAUUACCACCUCAGAUGAAAGCAUUACCAUCUCAGGUGAAAGCAUUACCAUCUCAGAUGAAAGCAUUACCAUCUCAGAUGAAUGCAUUACCAUCUCAGAUGAAAGCAUUACCGUCUCAGAUGAAAGCAUUACCAUCUCAGAUGAAUGCAUUACCACCUCAGAUGAAAGCAUUACCAUCUCAGAUGAAAGCAUUACCAUCUCAGAUGAAAAUCAUCUUGACAGUCGCCGUCAAACUGCACUUGACAACUUGAGGACAAAGUCCUGUGUACGGUGUUCCUAA
This is a messenger RNA of Procambarus clarkii (red swamp crayfish), 1323 nucleotides long. The record is from RefSeq and is a predicted model, not a curated record. NCBI's taxonomy places the organism in Eukaryota, Metazoa, Arthropoda, Malacostraca, Decapoda, Cambaridae.